Molecule: messenger RNA, 1509 nt
Organism: Guillardia theta CCMP2712
Lineage: Eukaryota; Cryptophyceae; Pyrenomonadales; Geminigeraceae
Exons: 20
Coding region: 1-1509 (502 amino acids)
Biological process (GO): potassium ion transport
Cellular component (GO): plasma membrane
Molecular function (GO): calmodulin binding; small conductance calcium-activated potassium channel activity
Source: RefSeq, a predicted model, not a curated record
AUGGAGGAGAACAGGAAGAGGACGGAGCUGAUCAAAGAGCACACUGUCGAUCUUCUUCCUCGGCUCUCUCCAAGACUAAUCGUUCUUGCUCGUCAGGCCCUCAAGGAUUUAGUCUUGAGCCAUAAGGUGAACCUGCUGAAGGUAGUGCGAUGGUUCAGGCCUGCAGCAGCCUCCCUUACCUUUGAUCCAGAGAACGAGGUCUACUACAAGCACGGAUUCUGUACGACAUCCACAACCUUGAAGGGGUUGGUUCUGCUGUUCUCAAUCUUCCUGGUGAUCUUGAUCGUCAAGUAUCAUUAUGACAGGAUCUUGCGUAUGGAGUUCUCACGACGGAGACUGCCAGGCGAACCGAUCGCUAGCAGGAAAGAUUAUACUCGCUGCUUCUUCGAGUGCUUCAUCGCAAUGCUUCACUGUCCUCCCUUCCUCGAUGUUGAGUGGGAGAGUCACAGUCAGCUCGGAGAGAAGGUCAUCUACUCCUCCGACUCCAUUGGCGCUCUUCUCUCCAUGUUCCGGCUGUUCCUCCUCACAAGAACCCUCCGUGAAAUCGUCUGCGUCCAUGACCUAAACUCUCUGCUCGCGGCUCGGUUGGCAGGCGUCGACAUCAAGUCUCAGGUCGCCCUUCCUCGUCCUGUUCGUCUGCACAUCGUUCCUCCUCGCUGUCGGUGCAUACUUUGGUAUUCCUUCAAUGCUCGCGGCACCACCGGACUCGAGCUUAUGGAAUUUUCUUCGUCAGUUCGCAUCGGUGAAGCCCCAUCGCAGCCCAUCCUCCUCCACUUUGAGAAUUGUGUCUGGCUCUCCAUCGUGACGGCGACUACCGUGGGAUACGGGGACCUGUUUCCUCUGACCAUCAUCGGUCGGAUCUCUUGCGUUCUCCUGGCAUUCGGAGGAAUGCUUAUCGCAAACUUCUUCACCAGCGUCUUCCUCCAAUGGACAACGCCCACAAAAGUGGAGGAACGAUUCAUAGCCGUCGUUCAGUCAAGAAAAUCAUUCCUGCAGAAAAAGAUCGCAUCUACGAGAUUGAUCCAGGCAUGGUGGAGGUAUUACACUCACUUUGGCAACGGGUCUGCUCGCUCCUUCUCUUUCCGCCUUGACGGCAGGCAGGCCAAUUCUAUGGAACAUGAGAACAGAACUCUGCCAUCCCAACUCGCGCAGAGGUUCGGAGGGAGAGUUUUGAAGGCCACAGGAGUCGCCAACAAGACGAGCACUUUCAUUGUCAUCCCGUCUGAUGACUACAAGAUGGCUGAUUUCUCGCCAGAAUCGACUUUGAGUCAGAUCCUGAAUCUUCCGGGAGUGAUCAACGUCCGAGCCAAGAAGAAGGGGGCUUGUUACAGAUCGAAGAAGUUCAUCUCCAAAGAGAGUCAGAUAGAAGCUCAGGCAAACAUUCUCUACAGCAUGACUUUGAGGCUAGGAAGCCAGCUCGAGCAGAGCAGGAAGCAGUUGGACGACACUUUCUACGCGAAGGUUCGAUCGAUAGAGCAGAGAAGCACCAACAUGGACAACGAGGUCUGA